Messenger RNA from Salvia hispanica, 1068 nucleotides. Lineage: Eukaryota; Viridiplantae; Streptophyta; Magnoliopsida; Lamiales; Lamiaceae. The record is from RefSeq and is a predicted model, not a curated record.
UCCAUGUCCACAAGCGAAAUAUUUAUCCUGAAUAAAAUAAAAUGAAAGAAUGGAGAGAAAUAGAAAUACAAUGGCAUUGUUGAGUUUCCCAACCGUUUCAUGGUUUCCCGUUGUACACUCGUAUCCUUCAAUACCACAGUUAAAUUCACGAAAUCUUGCGGUUUUCAAAUUUGGAGCUGGGAAGAGCGGCUCUUCCACGGAAUUCGAAACCCAGUUUCCGCGUGAUUAUGAUGAACUACUUAAGCAAGCUAAAGAAGCCACUGAAUUUGCAUUAAAGAACAAGAAACAGCUGAUGGAAAUAGAAUUUCCUACCUCGGGUCUGGACUCUGUGCCAGGCGAUGGUGAAGGCGGCAUAGAAAUGACGGGGAGCUUGCAACUGAUCCGUGAAUACUGUGACCUUCUUGUUAGUCCUGAGAAAACCACCCGGACUAGAGUUUUCUUGCCCGAGGCCAAUGAAGUCGAGUUUGCAAGAAAAUCAGUUUUUGGAGGUUCUUCUCUCAAAUUAGACUACUUAACAAAACCAUCAUUCUUUGAAGAUUUUGGUUUCGUGUCCAAGGUUAAAAUGGCAGACCGAGUAAAGCCAGAAGACGAACUCUUCCUAGUUGGCUAUCCAUAUUUCAAUGUUAAUGAGAUGCUGGUGGUGGAAGAACUGUACAAAGAGGCUGUAGUUGAGACGUCUCGAAAUCUGAUUAUUUUCAAUGGGGAGCUGGAUAGAAUAAGAUCAGGCUAUUAUCCAGCAUUCUUCUAUCCAAAACUAGCUGCCCUCACCCUCUCAUUUUUCCCCAAGAUGGAGACCGUCUAUUAUAUUCACAACUUUAAAGGACGCAACGGGGGUGUGCUCUUCAGGUGCUAUCCUGGACCAUGGAGGGUUCUAAGGAAAAUGAGAAACGAAUACAUAUGUGUGCAUCAACAGGAAAUGAUGCCAUCACUCAAGGAAGUUGCCUUGGAAAUUCUUCCUUCCGCAUGAUCUCUGACUUCAUAUUUCAUCAUUCUUUUCCCACCCUUUCUUGUUGAUAAUCACAACAUUUUAUUUAUUUAGAUUAAUGCUCUCUUCUUGUGUUUUUUGUA